CACACACACACACACACACACACACACACACACACACACACACACACUCACACUUACACACACACACACACACACUCACACUCACACACUCACACAUACACUGACACAUACCCUGACACACAUUUCCUGUGUGAGUUGAAGCUGUGUUUUUGUUUGUGUGUGUGUGUGUGUGUGUGUGUGGGAUCGGUUCAGCUGAAGAGGAUUGUGUAACCAGCAGUUUCUUUGGAGGUCAAGGUGAUUGAACUGGGGUCGUGGAGCUCAUGGACCUGCUCUACCACCACGGUCCCAUCACCAAAGAGCGGUGUGAGGAGAUCCUGGGUGCAAAAGGCAAAGAUGGAGGGUAUCUAAUUCGAGACAGCGAGACCAUCCACGGAGCCAUGUGCCUCUGUGUCUACAAAAAGAAGGUGGUUUACACGUACAGGAUCCUGCAGACUCAUGCUGGAUAUUACACGCUACAGUCCGGCGCAGGCGUGAAGGAGAUGUUUUUCAAGACGCUAGAAGAGCUUGUACAUCAUUAUAAGAAGAGAAAUCGUGGGUUAGCGACUCGGUUGCGUUGUGCUGUGAAGAGAAAACAAACAGAUCGGGAAUCCGUGGUCACCGAUGAAGAGCCAGACUACGAGAACGUGGAUACGUCCGAGUAUGAAAACGUGGAGUCGUCCGAUUACGUUGACGUGCUGCCAGACUGAUUCUACCGAACUCUUCUUCAGUUUCUUUAUUU
Messenger RNA from Tachysurus fulvidraco (yellow catfish), 718 nucleotides. RefSeq lists its product as uncharacterized. NCBI's taxonomy places the organism in Eukaryota, Metazoa, Chordata, Actinopteri, Siluriformes, Bagridae. The transcript has 6 exons. The record is from RefSeq and is a predicted model, not a curated record. The coding region runs from base 261 to 686 and encodes 141 amino acids.